AUGGAGCACCACAUGCGUCGUGCAUUCCUCCACUUCCUUGAUCGCUCGAAACACUCGGCCGACGUCUACCUAGUGAUCCUCGAAACUGUGGAGCGGAAGCUCAGGGCCUGCUAUGAGUGGCCUGAUGAGCUGCCCAGAAUGGAGAUCCCGGAGUUCCUUAACAUGAUGCUGCUCGACGGUUGCUUCUUGCUUGAACUCCACCGCACCACCAUAGAUAAGGACACAACAGGCUACACAGACGACGACCCGGUGUUCGGCCCCAAUAGGGCGGAGUUCUUCUCCGACAACAAGACUGAGGACCUGUUGCUGUCUGAAAACCAAAUCCCGUUGCUGGUCUUGCAGACUUUGUUGGACCCCUUGAGGGAACGCUCCCAUGCCGCCGAGGCGCAUAAGGUGGCGUAUGAGCUCUAUUGGAGUGAUAAGUGCACUUCGACGAACAUUAAGGGGAUGCAUCCGCUUCAUGUUUACCAAAUGACGACGCCGGGGUGCCACUUUCCUGUAGUUGAAGAGGGGCUAAGAAACCCGGAGCCGUAUCACAAGAAGGUACCAUCAGCCACGGCGCUACAUGAUGCCCGGGUGAAGUUCCAAGUGAGCCCGUGCGAUGCCAACUUAAAAAUCAGUUUCGACGACGGGGUGCUUAAGCUACCCUAUGCAGUCAUUACCCCAUCUGAGGUUUGUAUUCGUUAA
This is a messenger RNA of Amborella trichopoda, 687 nucleotides long. RefSeq lists its product as uncharacterized. Lineage: Eukaryota; Viridiplantae; Streptophyta; Magnoliopsida; Amborellales; Amborellaceae. The record is from RefSeq and is a predicted model, not a curated record.